Molecule: messenger RNA, 783 nt
Organism: Trachymyrmex cornetzi
Lineage: Eukaryota; Metazoa; Arthropoda; Insecta; Hymenoptera; Formicidae
Exons: 4
Coding region: 1-783 (260 amino acids)
Source: RefSeq, a predicted model, not a curated record
AUGUUGACUAAUACUCAAAGAGGUGGCGGUUCUUCUAGACAACGGGAAGAAUCUGUACACAGUGAACAAAAAGAAUUACCUAACGGAAACGAAUCUACAUUCACAACUGUGACACCUACCAUCUUUGCUACAAAAGACGAGUUUGUUAGAACCUGGUUUUCAUGGAAAAAUGAUUUCUUUGUUUAUUUGAAGAAUAUUGACAAAGCUGAAGACAAAAAACAAAUGUGGGGUUUCAUGCUUUUAAAUCGUAUGGGUCCCAUUGGUCAAAAGAUUCAUAGAACAUUUCAUUUCUAUGGAGAAGAUAAAAAUACAUUGGACAUAGACAUAUUAAUUAAGAAAUUUGAUCUCUAUUGCCUAUAUGGAGAUAAAAAAAGAGGCAAUGAAGACAUCGACAAAUAUAUACAUGAAUUGACGUCCUUUGCUAUAGCACAGAAUUAUAUUGAUCCUACAAGGAUUGUGAAAGACAAAAUUAUACAAGAUAUGAUUACCCAGCGGUUCACAGGAAAAGCUGCGCUUCUCAUAGAAAGUAAAGGAGAAAAAUUGAUACCAUAUUUACAAUCACUAAAUUUAUACCAUAUCGCUCUGUUCUGGAAACAAUGUGAAGAUUUAAUGACACAAAAAAUUGACAAAACUCCGAAGCAGAAUUUUACCUAUGCUAAAUCUGCUACAACAAAGUCUACACCAAUAGAACAGGAUCAAAAUCAAUCAUAUGGUCAAAUAUGUCGUCGUUGUAAUAAACUGAAUCAUUUGGAAGAAAAAUGCCGAUCAGCCAAGUAUGUUUAA